GAAGCGGCCCAGCAGCACCAACACUGUUUUCACCGGCAUGAAGCCCCCACAACGACGACGAGCUGCCCCCGUGCGCUAUCUGGGCGAGGUGACCGACACCACCGUCUGGAGCACCCGUGAGAAGCGGCAGCUGCUCCGAUUACUGCAAAUGCGGCGGGGCCAACUGGAGCCAGACGCGGCUGAGCUGGCCAGGGAGCUGCCAGGCCGGAGCGAGUCCGAGAUUCGGGAUUUCCUCCAGCAGCUCAAGGGCCGUGUGGCCCGGGAAGCCAUUCAGAGGGUGCAUCCAGGUGGCCUAAAGGGUCAAAGGCAUCUGGAAACACCGACCCCAGCUCCCAUCGAGGUAUGGAUGGAUCUGGCUGAGAAGAUAACAGGCCCGCUGGAGGAAGCCCUGAUUGUGGCUUUCUCACAGGUGCUCACCAUCGCAGCUGUGGAGCCCAUCAGCCUCCUGCACUCCAAGCCCUCCAAGCCAACCCAGGCUCGAGGAAAACUACUAGCCCUUAACACCUCUAGCAGACAGGAGAACUGGGGCCCUGAGGUGCCUGACCCCGCCCCUGAGACACCUCCUGAAUUCCUGGAUGGCCCUUCUGUUGAGAGAGACCUUGAAGUGGACUUUGAAAAGAUCUACAAGUACCUGUCAUCCAUCUCCCACAGCUGCUAUGGCCUUGAGCUUUCUGCAUCUGAGUCAGCUGUGGUCCUUGACCUGCUUAUGGCACUUCCUGAGGAGCUGCCUCACCUGCCCUGUGUAGCCCUGGUUGAACAUAUGAUGGAUACAUACCUAUACCUGAUGGCCCCCCAGUCUGACCCCAGCAGUAGGAGCCUGGGAUCAGAGGCUGAGGAUUGUGGGACUGGCUCUGGGGUGCAAGAGGAGGCCAGCCAGGCCAAUCCCCGGGCCCCUAUGAAUGCCAGGCCCAGCAAACCUAGAUCUGUCUGGCAAGCAGCUGGGGUCUGCCCUCUGAACCCAUUUCUGGUGCCCUUGGAGCUUCUGGGCCAGGUGGUCACCCCUGCAAAGUGAGGGGCCCAGCAGGCAGAGGACACACCAGCCAGACUUCUGUAAGCCUCUAGCGCUCAACUCUGCUUGGGCUAUCACUGGGUAUUCAUGAGGAAAAUCUCUGGCUUGGUGUACAGUAUGAAGUGGCCUUUAAGACAUUCCAUAUAGUAGCAGUCUUGGAAAUGGAAGCCAGUUGUAUAGUUCAGCCACAGAAUUGAGGUGGAGGCAGCCAGAUGGCUGGGCUAAAACCAUCAUCAAAUACUCCCUCCCCACAUUGGUGCCUCCUUCCUGCAUUCUGUUGCGUAUGCUCUAUAACUGAAUAAAAUUGUCAAUCUGCCUCACUUUUUUUUUUUUU
Molecule: messenger RNA, 1343 nt
Organism: Molossus molossus (Pallas's mastiff bat)
Lineage: Eukaryota; Metazoa; Chordata; Mammalia; Chiroptera; Molossidae
Gene: SNAPC2
Product: small nuclear RNA activating complex polypeptide 2
Exons: 5
Coding region: 38-1012 (324 amino acids)
Biological process (GO): snRNA transcription
Cellular component (GO): nuclear body
Molecular function (GO): RNA polymerase II general transcription initiation factor activity
Source: RefSeq, a predicted model, not a curated record